Messenger RNA from Lodderomyces parapsilosis, 483 nucleotides. RefSeq names its product ADP-ribose 1''-phosphate phosphatase. Bases 1 to 483 code for a protein of 160 amino acids. Gene Ontology annotation, biological process: peptidyl-glutamate ADP-deribosylation. Lineage: Eukaryota; Fungi; Ascomycota; Pichiomycetes; Serinales; Debaryomycetaceae. The record is from RefSeq and is a predicted model, not a curated record. The transcript has a single exon.
AUGGUGGUCAAAUACAUAACUGGAGACUUGUUUCGUCAUACUGCUCAUUCAGGCAAAGCUGUGGUUUUAGCACACGCGUGUAAUACCGGCGGUAGCUGGGGAGGUGGAAUAGCUGCGGUUUUCCGAACCAAAUUCCCACAAGCCAACUCCGAAUACUCCAAUUUUUGUCACAACAAUCACAACCUACUAGGUAAGAGUCUACUUUUGAAAGCAGAUGAUUUCAGUGACAGCAAGAUCUAUAUUGCUUGUUUGUUCACUAGUGAUUUCAGUCAAUCACCUGAACGAAUUGCUUCGUAUACUUAUGAAUCGUUGAAAGACCUAGCUGAGCAAUUAGAGCUGAUUCCUGAUGUUGAAAGUAAUGGUGAUUGUAAAGUUGUCAAUAUGCCAAAGAUCAAUGCUGGCAUCUUUGGUGUUCCAUGGGAGUUGACCGAGGCUGAGUUGGAGAAAGUAAAAGAUUUAGAUUUCAAUGUUUAUAUUCUUUAA